AUGUUUCUGUCAGUUUUGCUCGCGUCGCUGGUGGCGUUUGCCGUUGCGUGGAUCUUUGCAUUCGACAGGAAGAUGGAGUCGUUCUUUUGCUGGGGCGCGCGGAGGAAGAAGCAGCCGAAUUGGAAGAAGAUCGAAGAGGACGCGGAGGCUCUCGAGCAAUUGCCGUCAUGGAAUGCUCCAGAUAAUGUUCUCAUGCUGGAAGCGUUUGAAUGGUAUGUGCCGGAUGACAGGAGACACUGGCAUCGUCUUCAGCAGGCACUGCCAGAUCUCAAAGAGAUCGGCGUCGACAAUAUCUUGCUCCCGCCUGGCUGCAAGGCCAUGAACCCGUCCGGGAACGGCUAUGACAUCUACGAUCUCUACGAUCUUGGCGAGUUCGGUCAGAAGGGAACUGUCGCAACCAAAUGGGGCUCGAGAGGCGACCUGGAGCGUCUGACCAGUACCGCUCGCCAGCUAGGCAUCGGCGUCUACUGGGAUGCUGUGCUCAAUCAUAAGGCUGGUGCAGACCGCACGGAACGCUUCCAUCGCAAUAUUGAAAUCACCCAACCUCAGGAGAUCGAGGCAUGGGUUGGCUUUGAUUUUCCCGGACGCGGGAACAAGUACAGCUCGAUGAAGUAUCACUGGCACCAUUUCAGCGGGACUGACUACAACGAAAUCGACAAGCAGAAUGCAAUUUACAAGGUCGUGGGCCCAAACAAGGGCUGGGCCAAAGAUGUCAGCCAGGAGAACGGCAACUAUGACUAUCUCAUGUUCGCAGACCUGGACUACUCGAACCCGGAGGUCCAGCAGGAUGUGCUGAAAUGGACCGAAUGGAUCGGCACGCAGCUGCCUCUCAGCGGGAUCAGACUCGAUGCCGUCAAGCAUUACUCUGCCGCAUUCCAGAAGACCCUGGUCGACCAUGCGCGGCGGACGGUUGGGGCCAACUGGUUUAUCGUGGCAGAGUAUUGGUCCGGGAAUUAUCGCGAGCUGCUGAAAUACCUGGAGAAGAUGGACCACAGUGUGUGGUUAUUCGAUGCGCCUCUGGUCAAUCGCUUGUCUGCGAUUUCUCAGACCGAGGGGGCUGAUUUACGGUUAGUAUUUGAGGGGACUUUGGUGAAAUACAAACCGCAACAUGCAGUGACCUUUGUCAUGAACCAUGAUACCCAACCAUCGCAAGCUCUCGAGGUGAGUCUCAGUGAGGCUCCAAUCGCAUCAUACUUCAAACCCCUCGCAUACGCUUUGAUCCUCCUCCGCAGCCAGGGCUAUCCGUGCGUGUUCUACGGCGAUCUGUACGGCAUCGUGGGCGGAGUCAAGCAUCCACUUCCGCCGUCGUGCGACGGAAAAUUGCCAGUCCUGACACUGGCACGAAAGCUGUACGCCUACGGCGAACAGCAGGACUACUUUGAUCGACGAAACUGCAUCGGCUGGGUCCGCUACGGCAACGCCCGCCACCCGUCAGGCCUGGCAUGCGUCCUCAGCAACGGGCCGGCGGCAACGAAACGCAUGUUUGUCGGCAAGAGCCAUGCGGGCGAGCAGUGGACGGACCUGCUGGGCUGGUGCAGCGAGACGGUCACGAUCGACGAGCGCGGGUACGGCGAGUUCCCCGUGUUGGCGAAGAGUGUCAGUGUGUGGGUGAACGCGGCGGCGGAAGGGAGGGAUCGAUUUAGGGAGUUGUACGUGUCUGCAUCUUAUGAUGAUGAUGAUGAUGAUGAUUGUUUUGUGCUGACUAGUUCUUGCAACAGUAACGCCGAUAUAUACUCUUAUUGA
Rasamsonia emersonii CBS 393.64 is the source of this 1743-nucleotide messenger RNA. RefSeq names its product Alpha-amylase. Gene Ontology annotation, molecular function: calcium ion binding; hydrolase activity, hydrolyzing O-glycosyl compounds. Lineage: Eukaryota; Fungi; Ascomycota; Eurotiomycetes; Eurotiales; Trichocomaceae. The record is from RefSeq and is a predicted model, not a curated record. Bases 1 to 1743 code for a protein of 580 amino acids. The transcript is spliced from 7 exons. Gene Ontology annotation, biological process: carbohydrate metabolic process.